UUGCACACGCAUUUCAAAAAUCUGUAUAAACGUACACAUUAUUAUUUAAGUAGAAGAAAAUGGAAGUUUUUACCUUUGAAAAAUCUUAUUUGGAGCGACUGAAGGAAGCAGAGGCGGUUCUUUCAUGGGAGGGAGCUGUAAUGCCCGCCUCCCAGGUUCGGUCCGAGUGGAAAUCUUAUGUAGAGCUGAAAAUUGAGCCUGCAGGCUGGCAGGCGAUUUGGAAAAUACCACGCGUUAUUUGCGAGGAUCUUAAACUACGCUAUCCUACCAUUGUUUACGGCUACGUGGAACAGGUAAUUUUUGACGAGCUAAAGGCCGUCUUCAUAGUCACCGCCGUACAGGACAACGAUGUACACCUGCCGGAGAGCAACGAGGUGUCCCUGGUGGAGCUGUGGCCCACAGUGAAGCAAGAGAACUCUGCUUUGAAUGUGGACACCACGGCGGAGUGCAUUGAUCGGUUGAGAUUUUUCUAUACGCAUGUGUGGAUGCCCUGGGAUAAGGACUAUGAUGAUGAUCGUGACUGGGUACAGCAGCAUCUGGAGGCUCGAAUCCAACUAGUCUGCGAUCUUAGCAAGAAUCGUCUACCACGUCCUCUGGCCUUGCACAUGCGCACCCUGCUUAACGAAGCCCAUUACAUCCAGCAGCGUUUGGACUUCCUGGAAUUAGAUCUCAGCGAUGCUGAGAGCGACGAUGAGGCCGUUGAGCUCAAUGACAAUGCCACGGAGCCGGCCAGGAAACAGCCUAAGACGGGAAGUGCCAAUGGCAGUCUCAAUGUUUCCACCCUGCCCGUGACAGAUCUGAUGUGCCUUCACCUUCGAAUGGCAAUCAUAAAGAGUGAGUUCGAAAUCCUUGAGAACCCUGAAAUGAGAAGGGCCUACAGUGAACUGCAGUCGAACAGCUUGAAGAGGCUUCGCAGCUUAUCUGGAAAAGCCAGGCAAACAGAGGACCUUUUGACAGAGCGCACUCCCAUUACCCAUGUGGUCACCAUGCCUGGAAAACUGCAGCAGCAGCUGGAUCUGUUGAAGCUGGCCCAGACGUUGGUCAAGCCGGAAACGCAGGUGCAGUUGUCUAAUACGCUCCAGGAUGUUUUGAGUAUCUGCCAGAGUAAUGACGACAUACUGCUAUCACCUGGCGAACAUACAAUCAAGUUUUUGGAGCACCUCAACGACAAUGGCAGCCUGAGUGGCCUGGUCCACCCGGAAACUAUACUAACUCCUGCUGUAGAUCUUUCUACACUGCCAGUGGUAUGUUCCAGUGAUGAGGAUAGCACUCUGCUAGUCAUUGAUGGGGACUACACCCUAUCCCAACUGGUCUUGGAUUGCCGUCACGUCCGUAGGGGCAUUCUAUUGCGAAAUGGCACCUUGACGAUGCGAGGGUGUCGGCUAUUGGGCGAUGGGAACUCGAGCACCCAGGAAGGUAUCGUCUGCAUGCCAGGCGCCAGUGUGGAACUUAAAAGUUGUCUGAUUGAAAACUUUGCUGUGGGGGUGUCAAUGCGAUCUCGAUCUAGCGCUGAGAUGGGAAGUGUCCAGUUUAAGAACUGCAUAACAGGAUUAGAGUUGCUAGAAAAAACAGCUUCGGUGAAUUUGCAGGGAAGCAAGUGCACCUUUGACACCUGUAAACUGGGCAUCUUGGCAGAUGGCUUAGCCUUCGAAAAGGGAAGAACGGAAAAGUCUCUGUUUCUAAAAGAAUUUAGCGAACUGCAACGGUACAAUGAGGAAAACAUACUUGGUAAUUGCUGCUUUAACAAUUGCAAGAGGAACGUACGCGUUUAUAACGAAUCUGAUCAGCUGCUGGCUCAGCGCUCGCAUCAGCGACUCCUUGAAGAGGAACUCGAGGGUGAGAACAAGGAGAACAUUCUAUUGGCCUAGGGAUAUUUUAUGCACUUUAACAAUUAAAUCUGUUAACUUUUAUAAGAAACUACUUGAUAAAUAAAUCUUAAGUAAGCUAA
Molecule: messenger RNA, 1948 nt
Organism: Drosophila eugracilis
Lineage: Eukaryota; Metazoa; Arthropoda; Insecta; Diptera; Drosophilidae
Gene: nesd
Product: protein nessun dorma
Exons: 3
Coding region: 60-1868 (602 amino acids)
Biological process (GO): male meiosis cytokinesis; spermatogenesis
Source: RefSeq, a predicted model, not a curated record